AUGUAUGGGCAACGAGUGUGUGUUCCAGACUGCUAUAAAGCAAAAAUAUUAGACGAGUUGCAUCAUGGGCAUCUUGGUGUAGUAAAAAUGAAAGCAAUUGCCAGAUCUUACGUGUAUUGGCAAGACAUCGACCAAGGCAUAGAAAAUUCGGCGAAAAACUGUUUGGGCUGUGCUAGGUUCAAGACGGACCCAGUAAAAGCAAAAGUUCAUCAUUGGGAAUAUUCCAGUGCACCAUGGGAAAGAGUGCACAUUGAUUUCGCAGGACCUAUAUUUGAACGGAUGUUUCUACUUAUUGUUGACGCCCAUUCAAAAUGGCUUGAAGUUUACCCCAUGAAGACAGCCAACUCAUUCAAGACAAUUGAAUGCCUCCGAGAUUGCUUUUCACGUUUUGGACUACCUGUAGUGUUAGUUUCCGACAGCGGCACACAGUUUACUUCUCAAGAGUUCCAAACAUUUAUACGAAGCAAUGGCAUUAAGCAUAAGACAUGCGCCCCUUUCAAACCAUCCAGCAAUGGACAAGCAGAGCGCUACGUGCAUACAUUAAAACAAUCUCUCCGUGCCAUGCAGAACUUUGAAGGAAAUAUCCAGCAAAAGGUUAGCACCUUCCUCAUGCAAUAUCGCAAGGCUCCUAAUAUGACAGCUAUGAUUAGUCCGGCUAUGCUUUUCCCUAAGUGA
Messenger RNA from Parasteatoda tepidariorum (common house spider), 675 nucleotides. The record is from RefSeq and is a predicted model, not a curated record. NCBI's taxonomy places the organism in Eukaryota, Metazoa, Arthropoda, Arachnida, Araneae, Theridiidae.